Messenger RNA from Canariomyces notabilis, 530 nucleotides. RefSeq lists its product as uncharacterized. The record is from RefSeq and is a predicted model, not a curated record. The coding region runs from base 105 to 428 and encodes 107 amino acids. The transcript is spliced from 3 exons. NCBI's taxonomy places the organism in Eukaryota, Fungi, Ascomycota, Sordariomycetes, Sordariales, Chaetomiaceae.
GGGCGAUACUUCCCUAAAACCAGGCCCCGAGAUAGACGACCGCCAGAAUCGUUUCUUGCCCCGUUUCUUUGGCAGCGAGCGAUGGACCAUGGAAAAGUGUACGUAUGAUCUUGUCCCUUUUGGGGGCUGUUGUGUUACGGUGGCUUGCAAUGACACAUUGCAAGCCCGACGUCGAAAUCACCGUGUUUGGGACCGGAAACACAGGCUUGCCAAUUAUGUUGAAUGCCUUGGUUGUUGCAGGAAGCUGGGAUGAAAUUGUGGGUUUGGGCAAGAUGCGUUCGGACGAAAUGGGCUUGCACAUACUCCAUCUCUCGACGUAUGUCAUAGAGUCUUUCCGCCUAGUACACGGGUCCAGCUUGUAUGUACUGUAUGUACAUACAGAACAAUACAGAAACCGAUUGAUAAUAAUACCUUCAAUAGUAUCCUAGAGCACUCACCAUUUCUCUACUAGUGCCGUCCUAUCGAGCGAUAUAUAUCUUGGCCGAUUUGCCCCGUUCGAGAUGGAGAAAAAGCAACGGGGAAUUGCGGCC